AUGCAAAUGGAAUCAUGGCGGCAACGAGGUUUUGUCCCCGACUCGGACUCGGACGAAGAAGAUGGAUUCGAUUCGAUUGAGGCCAAGAAGACAACUCUUGACAAUGAAUCUGAUGGUCCCGAUCUCGACUAUAUUUCCAUCCCAAUCCCUGCAUCAACGCCGAACCUGAAGGAAGGGACGAACGGUUCAUCGCAAGAGCCACAUGAGCGGUGUGGUGCCGAGGAUGGAUCAAUCACUCUUUCGGAUGUCGAGGACCAGGCUCGUCGAAGACCGCUUGAGGAAGAACUUGGAUUACAGCGGGCUACGGCGUCAAAAACCGAGGAUGAGCAGAGAACGAUGCACACAAAGUCCAAGGGAGGGGCUGAAGACAAUGGGAAAUCCUUUGACGAGUUCACGCCAGCUCGCCGACGAGGAUACAAGACCUACGGGGCCCGGUCUACAGCUACGAAAUCCAGGGAUCGUCCCAGCAACGAGCUGCGCAAGACCCCAGCAAAGGACACAGACACCAUAUAUGACUUUCCGGAGUCCUCCCAGGAACAAGAGGAAGCCUACUCGAAGCCUGAAAGCCAGGAGUCAACCCCUAAAGCUUCAAAGCCCAGAAGGCAGUCACUCACUCGAACUGUAAUCGAGCCUCGGAUUCCAAGGGCUAAUAUUCGCGUUGAGAUCCCGAGAUCAGUAAGCUCCUCGCCAGAUGAGCUGAGUUUGAUUCCUCUGCCUACCCGAAAGAAGACCCCUGUGGUAAAUCGUGUCAAACCGAAAGUGGUAUCACCCCAACCGGCACCCCUAGCACCGCUGCAAGCGAACUCAGACGAUGACUCCCCAUUAUCUUCUGUACCGUCGUCGCUUGGCUCAGACUCCGGCCACGAUUCCACGGAGACAGUAAAUGUGUCUGAUGGUAAACAGAACGGGGACGUACAGCCACAGACAACAAUGAUCUCCGAGCUACAAGAUUCUCUAGAUGAUCUGUUGCCCCAUCUAGAUAUCCCGGAAGACAUUUUGCGAAAAAUUCCCCAAGCAGAACAAAGAACGUUCCGAAAGCGCAAUGCCAUACAGCUGCAGCCAUACUACCUGGAACAAUUGAAAUAUGCACAGCAAAUGAAAGCGCGAGGCGUAAAACCAAUUCGUCAAGCUGCUCCUCCGCAGGCACAGCAAAUCACCGAUGAGAGCCAGGGGCAGGAUUCAUUUGACCCAAACGUUCCGCCCUCAAGCCCUCCACAAGAGGAAUAUCUUCCACCAGUCAGACCAGAAAGGCCACGAAACUCUGUCAGACAAAACCAGGGACAUCAUGACCCUGAAACACCCCGGGACCGGGAAGCGCAUAUGGCGAAACGAAGGAAAACCUCACACUCUGGCACACCUCGUGUACGCCGGGAUCGUUUGCACAACCCGUCUAAACCUCGCGGAAUCAGAGAUGCAGGACCCAGGAACCAACCUGAACAUAUUGUUUAUGAUCUUUCAUCUAGCCCGCCACACUCAGGCCGUCUAUCUUCCGCAUCGAAAACACCACGUGCAUCAGUCGGAUUUCGCUUUCCUCGCGGAUGGACGCCACCAUCCGGGGUCAAAAACCCCAAGGCCCAAGAAGAAGGUCUUGACAAGGACGAGCGAGCUGAGCCGGGAUCUGACCACGAUGAGGAGAUACAAUCUGUCUCCUCUAAUAGUCAACCAAGUGACAGCGAACAGAACCAGGCGGAGGCAGAAGAACGCGCAAUUCGACGAGAGCAACGGCGGAUGCGUGGAGUCCUUCCUGCUUCAUGGUUUAGGCUCGAUCAAAAAGCCAAGGAAGAUAAAGCAAAGCCUUCGCAACACGAUCGAAAUUUUGGGCACCGCCCAGAUGGGAAAGGCGUUGCGCGGAAAUUGAUCCGGAGAGGUGACCGUUCGAAACCAGCAGCCACACAACAGUCAACCAGCCUCUUUGACCUUGGGGACUCAGAUGAUGAGGAUGACGACCCCAAUGACAACAAUACCGUGCUUACCACAGAUGAAUCCAACCAAAGAUUAGCUGGAAAAGCGCUCUCUGAAGAUCCCUUUGCGCUGGAAGCAGGUGACAUAUCGGAAGACAACCGCAUCGACUACAUGUUUGCAUCAGCCCCACGCAACUCUCCUGGAACGCAACAAAAUCGGAAGAGCCUAAAGAGACCGAAGCCGAAAGAAGGGGUGGCUCGUGAGGAAAGACAGCGAAAGAGGCCCAAGCAAACUCGGAUGACUGAUGCCUCAUACGGAGCACGAAGAACGAAGAAAUCUUCUACCGUUUCGCGGCCACGACUAGGCAUAUUGGAUGCACCAGAUGUUGCCACAAAAUCUCGCAAAGAGCAGCCACAGUUCCUCAGGGUUGCAGCAAGGAAUGCUCGCUCCCGCCGAGAUGGUGGCAGACAAAGCCCCUCUCAAAAGUUCUUGAAGCUGGCCUCGAAAGCUGAUACAAUAGAUGUAAAUGAGUCCUUGCGAGAUUGGAAGAGGGGAGCAAUUCGGCAGACUAGAAUCAGCCCACCGCAGCCUAGGGCUCGCAAGCGUCAGCAAGCUCCAAAGAAGCCGUCAGCUCCUGGAUAUCGUGCUGUAUCUACCGCUGGUCACGCCCGAAAUACUCGAAUUACCAGUCGCUUGCCCCCGGAGGAAGAUGAGGUUGUUCCACAUAUCUAUCCUGCCGAGGAGACAAACGCAUUGCCUGAAUCUGGGCCAAUAUCAGUCACAUCGAACCAAACAGCUGAACUAGAGUCUUCGUUUCGCCGUCAGCCAGUGCAGCCAGAGCAACGUGGACACACCUGGGUUAUUCCUAGAAAUACUGCAAUUACUUCUUUGAAGAGGAAUGUCCCUCGACCUGCCGUAACGAGCUCGGCAGCUCCUGGCGGGAGCAAGAAAUUGACAGCGGCUGCUUUCAAUCAGUCAUUAUCUCAGAUCAAUCGACAUUAUCGUCACCAACGCACUUCUCAAGGGAACAGACCUAGCCUGACUUUGGAUCGCUACAUCACUGACAGUGGACCCCCAACCGGAAGGUUCAAUCCAUCAUUCAAACCUCCAAUUGCACCUUCCUUUGAGCCAAAAGCCCAAGCGCAAACCCAGAGAGCGCUUGUUCAUCGACGACGACCGAAAAAACAUACUCCAAAUCGCAUAAAUCUUGACAAUGAUGAUUUCCGCCAGACCCAAGAUGCCGCUUUGUUUGUAUCUGAGGAUCAAGAAACUCCUAUCAUAACCCAAGUCGAAGAUUCACAACCUGCAUCUUUGAGUGCUGGUGGUCUUUUCAAUUGGCACCGCUUCUAUCCGGUUGACUUCGGUGUACCAUCCUUACGUGACAACACAUUCCUCCAUGAAUCAACCUUCCUAGGAAGCGGGGAAUUUUCGCGCUCGUUGCAGGUCACAAAGCGUGACUUGGACGGGGAUGCUGGUUCAUUCUCUAUUGUUGCUAGGGAUCAGACCUAUCAAUGGAGCAGCUGGAAUGACACAGUAUCAUCUGAAAUGGGCAAUGUCUUUGAUGUGAUAAUCGACAACAUUGAACGAAGUGCUACUACUUCUCCAGAAAUGGGUAUCACAGCUGCCCUAGGGGUAGCAUCGCGCCUAUACAGGCUGUUGAUCAAAUACCUCACGGAAAACCUCGUGUUCAUUGACCCCGUUGACCGAACCAGUUUUAUCACCAAAGCUACGGGGCUGGUCUCUGCGGUAAGAGAUCCCUUGGUAGCCUUUCUUUCCAGUGACGAAUACAACAAGAAUGGUCUCGUCAAGAUUGCUUGCUUCAACGUGGUUUUCUCGAACCUGAUCUACCAGAUUGCUUCUCACCAGCUUGUCAGUCCUGCUCUUGCCGUUGAAGCACAAGGCCUUGUUAGAGUUUCUGCCAGAGAUGUUGCGGGAUUGAUCAUAUCUGAUGUUGGUUCCGCCGAUUUCAAAAGAUUCUUGGAUGAAAACAACAACACCGAACGUCGCGAAUCAGGCCUUCGUGAUGAAAAUCCAUAUGUGGAGGCUUAUGUUGUGAUGAAACACUUGCUUCGCAGCUCAGAGCAAUACAGCGGCUGUUUUGAGGAUCUGCAAUUAGAGACCUUCAGCAGUAAAUUCAUUCGCAAUGAAAAGGAUGUGAACAAUCUAGAAGCUGGAUGGCGUGGCCUGUUUACAGUUCUGCCUUUUAACGAGAUAGAUCAGCUCGGCAUCGGGCAAAUCGGAUAUCAAUUCACACUUGUCCAUGACAACUGGAAAUUGGUCAAACGGCUUCUUUCUCCUGCGCUGAAUCUCUCUGAGGCGACCUCUAUGACCCAGCCUUUCUCAUACAACGGCUACUGUCGAAUCCUCUUUCACCGGUGUCACCGUCUCAUCAAUUCCUGGGGAUGGCGAGAAUGCAAACCAAUUCUGGACACGCUUUUCGACUUCUUCGCGAAAAACACUCUGUAUAACCUGAAACUUGAAGAAGCCCGUGGGUCACCCUCAUUUCUUGACGAACUCGAUGGCAACCCUUCUCUGGACGCCCGAGUUGGAGAACCGUGCUUCCACACAUUUCUCAAGAUAGUAGCAAGUGGUUUACGUUUCCUUGCGAAGAGAUAUGACAAGAAAAAGAUUCGAAACUUUGCCUGGCGUUUGUUACCAAAUCAUGGCCGCGUGUAUCCAAAAGAGCAACCGUUACGACACGAGGAUCUCGAUGCCCUUAGAAAUCACCAUGAUCUUCUCAGCACUCUGUACUGGGCUGUCCCUGAUGGCUGUCGUCCUAGACUGGAGACAAUCCGCAAUCUCGUUCACCCUGCCACCUCACAUCGAGAAGCGUGCAGUAUCAGUUUGCGCUCUUGGUGCCGACUCGUUCGCUUCAAACUUUCUACAGACGAGGAAGUCUCCGGUCUCGAUCCGUUCGGCGACUGGUAUGGCUAUUUCGUAUCAGAGCUACAACAACAGCAUGCAUACGCCCGCAAAGAGAUUGAGUCUCAAAGUACUGGCAACAACGGUGUCUCCCAGCAGCUCAUUGAGCGCACAAUCUCUCAGAAUCAACGGCAGAUCGAGACCCUGUUGAGCACAGCGCUUGUCGGGCUGCGCUCUGCCAUUGAGCAUGCACCCAGAUUGGAGCAUGCACAUCGGCUGCUUUUGAAGACACCGUUUGACUCGAUUAUUGGACUCUUCAACCCCAAGCUUUCACGGGUGAACGUUGUUGUAUCCGAGGCUUUGCAGGUGCUAGUGGUGUACACUCAGAAGGAUGCUCCCGCUGCAUCGGUAGCAGAGGCUCCGGCGGCAAUGAUAACUGAUGAGGAUAGUCAAGAAUUUGGGGAUUGGACUGAUAUCGAGGCUGUCUGGGAACAACAGACAGGGCAGCAGACUUCUCCAAGUGAAGCAGUGAAUCAUGUGGAGAGGACAUUACAUCCAAUUGUGUCUCAGCUCGUUUCUAAUUGCUUCGGCGAAGAUCACUGUCCGGAAGAUGCCAUUCUCCUCAGCGUAGUGAAUUGUUGGACUUCUAUCGCGCAGGUUCUCGUUCGCCAUAGACUUCGAAACUGGGACAACUAUUUGAGUGAAUUUGGCGACGAUUCCUGGUCACGGCUUCGACAGACGGUUCAAACGAGAAAGUUUGCUCCACAAUUUCUUGCAGCUUGUAUUGAGAAAGACUCGCAGAUUGUAUUUGAUUGCCGUAUUCAAGUUAUGGGCACAUGGAUGACAUCGCUGGUUGAGCGUUCCUCAAUGCUGAAGUUUCAACAUCGACUUACAGAGGCCCUGUUGAACGAAAGCCCCAAAGACCCUUUACUCAGGAAUCUUCCGUUUUCCAAGGACAAACAGGACCGGUACACAAUUACAUUGGAGGAGAUCGGUUCUCGCAGACUCUCUUUGAUUUCAAGUCUCUCAUCCAACAUGCGCGAGCAGCUUCAAAACAUGGAGUUCACCGGAGACCGGAACUUCUCAGCGACGAAACAAGAGUAUUCCGAGAUACUUCAGCGGGUGAUGACUUCUAUGAAAGACAACUAUCGAGAGCUAGGAAACGGGACAGCACACGCCGCCCAAGGAGCAUAUGUCGGCUUUGUGCAUAGCGUCAUUGGUUUCCUCCAACAACACACCAGCGAUAUCAAGCCUAUAGAUCCCUUCUUCACAGAUCCUGCCUCAUUCCCCUUACCAUCCAAUGACCCACGCUACAUCGUUGCCAAGCUGAAACGUUACGAACCAAAGCUAUCUUCCAGCUCGGAAAUCCAGACUCUGACUGGUUUCAUCCAAAGCAUUUCCGAACGCGCCGUCAUCGACGGCCAACAGGACUACUUGGUCAAUCAAAUCCACACAUCGAUGAAGAAAAACUACGAAGCUGGAAACCCAGAUAAGCCCACCCUCCGCGCCACACUCCUGCAGUGUGUAUUCCCAGCCUAUCUCGAAGAAGCACUUGGCAACCGUGCCGCGUGGCUACUCAGCCGUCCCAUCGCCCAAACAAUCACACUGGUGUUCGACGACUUGAUUUGCAGCCUGAACACCCUGGACCCAGCCUCUGUAUCAUCCGUCGUCGACAUGAUCACCGUUGUGUUCCAAGCAUCCAGCAAGGCAAUGUCCAGCCUGGAGAACCGCCGCCACCGCCUAUCAAAUCCGGCAACCCUAGCAAUGCUCGCCGUAUUCAUGGACAUGAUCUCCUCUGCUCUCCCAGUAGUAGACUACGUCAACAGGGCGACAGGCUCCGGAGAAGAAAUCUUCCCGCUCAUCAAAUGGUUCCGCGAUUUCACUAAGGCUGUGACCGCCCAUCUACACAACACGGAGUCAAGUGCAGGCUUACCAGCGAGUGAUACCCUCCUCGUGUUCCCAGACGCACCAGACACUUCGUGUGGCAAGGGAUCGGAUCUCUUCCGCCAAGCUCACUCUCUCACCUCCAAGGACCUUCAAAUCUAUCUCCGAAAAUGGUCUUGGCACCAGGGCAAGUAUUAUUUUACCCGUCCGGGACAUGAGUCUCAGGAAAUCGGAAUUGAUGCUGAUGUUGUUGCUUUGAUGAACAAUCAAUCGGAAGCAUUAAAGGCUUUCGAGGAGGCAGUGAGUGCAUUUGUACAUCGGGCUGAGGUUUUGGAGUUGCUGUUUUAA
Molecule: messenger RNA, 6996 nt
Organism: Penicillium nucicola
Lineage: Eukaryota; Fungi; Ascomycota; Eurotiomycetes; Eurotiales; Aspergillaceae
Exons: 1
Coding region: 1-6996 (2331 amino acids)
Biological process (GO): double-strand break repair via homologous recombination; replication fork processing
Cellular component (GO): Cul8-RING ubiquitin ligase complex; nucleus
Source: RefSeq, a predicted model, not a curated record